AUGGUUGUUGGAGCAAAUCUGAAGGUGCACACUGAAUAUAUAAGUGUUCUGAUACCACAAGUAUCAAAUGAACACGAACAGUUAGAAUCUGGUUAUAACUCUUCAACAUUGGCAUCAGUUCCGGAAAUUCUUCCAAAGAUCAAAAGGCCUACAACUGCACAUCAAGAUAAACAUGGUGAGAAAAAGUCCGUAUUUUCAGUUAACUCUGAGCAUUCGACAACAGUACAACAUAACUUGCAGCACCGCCAAACAAAAAAGCAGAUACACUCAUCACAACAGAAUAUUUCAAUUGAUCGCGGUCGGCGUUUGGUCCUUCCUUCAAAAUAUCAAGAAGAAAUUUCCAACUAUUCUGAUGACUGGGACUCAGAUUAUUCAGACGAUUGGACAUCGGAUUGUGCUGAUGAUUGGGAAUCAGUUUCGAAAGAAGCACCAAAAUCCACAAAAGUACUCACACAAAAAGAAUCUAGAGAUGAUUUACAAACAGAUCUAGAAAAACGACCGAAAUCGACAAAUGUGGUUCAACAGCAAGAAUGGAGAAGCGAUUUAAAAACAGAUAUGAAAGAAUCACCAAAGCCCACGAAUGUACGCGAACAAUCUCAGUUUGAAACAAAUUCAUCGAAUGAUAAUAUAUGUCUAGUACCAUCUGACCCCAGUGCUUUUGAACCUCUGUUCUGUCGGCAACGUCAGGCAGCCAUCGACAAUAUGACUUAUCGAAGAGCAGUUGAUAGCUGGAAGGCGAGAAGUAUUCAUGAUGUCGUCAAGCUCAUUCUUGAGUUAUCACUCGGCAAAAGUUUGAUCGAUCGAGCUUGGAUUGUAUUCUAUUGGGUUUCUCAAAAUAUUGAGUACGAUAUUGAAUCUUAUUUUAGUGGAAAUAUUCGACAUCAAACCACUGAAGAUGUGUUUAACAACCGAAAAGGAGUUUGUGAUGCGUUCGGUACAAUUUUCGAGGCUUUGUGCAAUGGAGUUCAGUUAGAAUGCAAGAAAAUCAGUGGAUACGCCAAAGGAUACGGUUUUAAACAGGAGAAAUCAACUUUUAAUCGAACGAAUCAUGCUUGGAAUGCUGUUCAUAUUGAUGGUCAUUGGUAUCUUGUAGAUCCAACAUGGGGUGAAGGACACAUAA
Molecule: messenger RNA, 1120 nt
Organism: Rotaria sp. Silwood2
Lineage: Eukaryota; Metazoa; Rotifera; Eurotatoria; Philodinida; Philodinidae
Source: the annotation of a GenBank genome assembly